Messenger RNA from Prorocentrum cordatum, 3486 nucleotides. The record is from the annotation of a GenBank genome assembly. Lineage: Eukaryota; Dinophyceae; Prorocentrales; Prorocentraceae.
AUGGCCCCGGGCGGCGCCGCCACGCUCGCGGUGAGCGCCGCGGUGGGGGCACCAGCUGCUUGGGCCGGGCUGCGCUGGGCGACGAGCUGGCUGGCGGCGCUGGUGGCCGCCUCGACCAGCUGCCCGUCCUGCGUGUGCCACGCGCCGCAGUGGCCCCCGCCUGCGGCGCCGGCGCCGCCGCCACCGCCGGCGCCGAGCGCCGGCGCGGUGGCCGCGGCCGUGGCGCAGAAGCUCGGGCCCUGGCUGGUGGCGAACUCCUCGCCUGCACCGGCCACCUGCCCCUCGGCCGACGAGGUGGUCGCGGCCCGAGCGGCGCCAUCCGCGCCCGAGGCAGGCCCAGCCGUGGGCGAAGGACGCCGGUUCGGGUUCUGGUACCCGCGCGACACGGUGUGGCACGAGCGGGUGCUGCUGUACCCCGCGGGGGGCACGUACUGGUGGGUGCUGACGGCCUUCGCCGUCGCGCUGGACGGCACGGCGCCCGCCGUGGCCCACGGCGCCUUCUACCGGUUCGCGCAGCCGCUGACCUGGGAGGAGUUGCACGCCGCGAUGCUCAGGUCGAGGACUGAUCAGCAGGAGCACGUCGGUGACGAGCCGCUGGUGGACCCCGUGGAGGCAGUUGUUCCCGCCCCGCCAGCGCUGGAGCCGCCUGAGGGAUGCUGCCGGCUGGUCAACUCGCCCGGCCCCCUUCGCCUGGGAGUCGAAGUGGUGCUGGAGGCUGGCGGCGUCAGGCUGGACGACGACCACGCGAUGGUGAGAGAGGCCAGCAUCUGGCAGCUCGUGGAGGCGAUCCCCGUCGGCGCGGUGGACACCUUCAGGGACAGGCGCCCGCGGGAGCUACUCGGGCUGGUCGAGAGGGACCUGCCCGCCGACGCCCGCGAGAGGGGGCCGCCGCUGCCGCCGCCGGCCUUGCCACCUGGUGGCGAGGCAGAUCCCGCGCGCGGAGGCGCCGAGGCCGCCGGCCCCAGCGCUGACGACCAGGACCUGAGAGACAGGCUGGGGGCGCCCCCCCCGGAGGGGGCGCGCGAGGCGGACUCGGUCGACGACGCGAGGGCGCUGUGGGUUCAGCAUGACGAGCAAGGGGGCCGCCACAAGCCGUGGCGCGAGGUCGCCCGCGAGAUCAAGAAGUACACGUUCAAGGACUGGCCGCUUGAGGACGGCCUCAGCACGGUGGAGCACAUGGCGAAGCGCCGGGAGCAGAACGGCGGAUCCCCUUUGCUCUGGCUGGACCUGUGGGCGCGGGGCCGGCAGCUGAGCCAGACGGACCGCAGCUACAUCGAGAUGGAGUGCCUGCUCACGGCGAUCUUCUAUGCGGGAAGCUACGACCGGGUCAACUUGCCCAGCAUGGCCAGCAUUGAGGUGUUGCGUCGUCGGGUGUCGCAGAUCGUCGAGGCCUACUCUGGUGAUCCCAACAAGCCUCCGAAGUGGGGCGGGCUGCGGCACUACGCGGGCGUGGCAGGCCCGAUGGGCGUGAUUGACCCAGCCUUGAGGACCGCAGUCUUCCGCCGCAACAAGGAGGAGAUGGAGCUGGAGAACUGGAAGAGCCGGGCUGCCGGGCUCCCUGCGCCGAGCCCUCUGGCGCUGGAGGCCGGCGAGGGGCUCCCGAGCGGCGCACAGCCCAGUCGCGAAGUCGGGGUGGACCUGCUGCCGGUGUUCCCCCUGCCAAGGCUGAGCGAGCAUGAAAGGGAUUGGCCGCGGCUCCAGGGCCGCGGGGCUGCUCGGCUCGCCAGGCGAGCCUGCCAGGACUUCGACGAGGUCGUCGACGCCUUGAAUUGGUUGAUGAACCGCACCUCCACAGGCGACAGACCGAAUUUUGACCAGGUGAGGGUGCACGCGCGGAUCCUGGAAUGCGUGGCUGACUGUAUGCCGCCGAUGGAGACCGCGAUCCCUUCCCCGCGAGCGGCCUUUUCUGAGCUGCUGCACGGCCGCAGUGUCUACGACGAGUCGGCCGGGCUCUACGUCCGCCUGGUGAAGCCCCUCUACGCCAAGGGCCUUCUGGUGCUCCUGGACGAGAGCGAGCGGCGCGAGGACGUCGGGAUCUUUUUCGUCUCCAAGAAGUCAGACCAGCUGCGUCUCAUCAUAGACGCGCGGCGCAGCAACCUGCACUUCACCUCGCCCCCUGGGGCGUCGCUCGUGACGGCCGAGGGCCUCGCCCGCAUCGCGGUGGAGGGCGUCGAGUGCCGCGGCCAGUCGGACCUCGGUUUCACGCUGGGCACCUCCGACAUCAGCGACGCCUUCCAUCGCUUCAGGAUUGACCGGGGGCCCUCUUCCUAUUUCUGCCUCCGCUCCGCGACAGCGCAGGAGAUCGGGGUGACCGGCAAGACCAUCGGGGACAGCGCCGCGUUUCCCGACCGCCGCUUGGUGCCAGCCUGCGUCGCCCUGCCGAUGGGGUUCACCUGGUCGCUCCACUUCUGCCACGAGGUGGGCGAGGCCGUCAUGGGCGCCACGCCCGGGCUGGAGCGGGCCCACCGCAUGAGCGACCGGGGCCCUACGACAGUGCUUCGGCCGUCGGCCCAGCUGGCCGAGGGAGGAGGCGCUCAGUAUACGCACGUCGACAACCUCGGGGUGAUGGGCUUCGACGGCGCAGAGGUGUCCUCGAGCCUCGCCGCCGCCGCCACGAGGUUCGACGCCGCGGGCCUGAGGACGCACGAGACGGACAUCCAGAGGGGCCGCGGCGUGACGCUGGGCUGCGUGCUGGACGGAGCCUCGCUGACCACCAGGCUCACGGCCAAACGUUACUGGCGGGUGCGGCAAGGUGUCUCGUGGGCUCUGGGCUGCAGAGCCCUGCCAGGCUGGACAUGGGAGAUUGUCCUCGGCCACUGCACUUACUGCGCCAUGUGCAAUCGCGACCUCCUCCCAGUCUUCAACGCGACGUACAAGUUCAUAGCGGCCCACUACCAGGAGGCCGCGCCGCUCUGGCCCACGGCGCGGGCCGAGAUGGUCGCCUUCCGGGGCAUGAUGCCCCUGCUGCGCGGCGACUGGGCGCUCCCGUGGUGCCCGCUGGUCUGCCUCUCCGACGCGUCGGAGCACGGCUACGCCGCGGUGAGCGCCUCGCUGUUCAAGCCGGCCGCCGUGAAGGAGAUCGGACGGGUGCAGGAGCGAUCCCGCUUCGGCCGCCUGGGCGGCCAUUCCGCUCGGGCCCACUUCUUCGCCAGCAACGGCAUCGUGAUGACCAGCGAGGGGACGUUCAAAGAUGCUGCCGACCUUGGUGAGCAUGACGAGGUUGCGCCCCAGACUCAGCGGGGGCUUGACAGAACCUUCAAAGAGAUGGCAGCGGAGAUCUUCCCAGGGUCCCGCUGGACAGAGAUAGUCGCCCGCGGGUGGCUUAAUACUUCGGAAUACAUUUUGGUUUACGAGUCACGUGCCCUUUUGCGAGCUGUAGAGAUCCUGUGCAGCCUGUCCUCGUCCUCGUCCUCGUCCUCGUCCUCCGCCGAGUCGCCGUCGAACGGCGGGCGGGAGAGGGCCCCAUUCCAGGGGCCUGGAAAAUAA